Messenger RNA from Pelmatolapia mariae (spotted tilapia), 9901 nucleotides. It is a transcript of the gene tln2b, whose product is annotated as talin 2b. Gene Ontology annotation, biological process: cell-cell adhesion. NCBI's taxonomy places the organism in Eukaryota, Metazoa, Chordata, Actinopteri, Cichliformes, Cichlidae. The record is from RefSeq and is a predicted model, not a curated record. Gene Ontology annotation, cellular component: ruffle; focal adhesion; cytoskeleton. The transcript is spliced from 58 exons. Gene Ontology annotation, molecular function: structural constituent of cytoskeleton; actin filament binding; integrin binding. The coding region runs from base 137 to 7867 and encodes 2576 amino acids.
GGGAGGCAGUCAGGCUGAGCUGACCCGCUUGCGGUGUGUGUCGCUUCGCCUACAUCCAAGUCAGCUCGCAUGCACUGACGAGUGAGGGACAUCAGGAGUAUAGGUCGGUCGCAAGGCCGUUAUACUACCCACCAAGAUGGUGGCCUUAUCGUUGAAGAUUUGCGUGCGCCAAUGCAAUGUGGUGAAGACGAUGCAGUUUGAACCGUCCACCCCUGUAUAUGAUGCCUGCAGAAUCAUCAGAGAGAGAGUCCCUGAAGCCCAGACAGGACAAGCCUCGGAUUAUGGCCUCUUCCUGUCUGACGAUGAUCCCAGGAAAGGAAUCUGGCUCGAGUCUGGAAGAACCCUGGAUUACUACAUGCUGCGAAACGGAGAUGUCUUGGAGUAUAAGAAGAAACAAAGGCCACAGAAGAUCAAAAUGCUGGAUGGUGCCAUUAAAACUAUCAUGGUGGAUGACUCAAAAACAGUUGGCGAGCUGCUCGUCACCAUAUGCAGUAGAAUAGGAAUCACCAACUAUGAGGAAUACUCCCUCAUUCAAGAGGUGCCAGAGGAUAAGAAGGAGGAUGGGAUGGGGACACUGAAGAAAGACAGGACCCUGCUGCUGAGAGAUGAAAGGAAGAUGGAAAAGCUCAAAGCAAAACUUCACACAGAUGACGACUUGAACUGGCUGGACCACAGCAGGACAUUCAGAGAACAGGGGGUGGAGGAAAGCGAGACUCUACUGCUCAGGCGCAAGUUCUUCUAUUCAGACCAGAAUGUGGAUUCACGGGACCCUGUUCAGCUAAACCUGCUCUAUGUUCAGGCUAGAGAUGAUAUAUUGAAUGGAUCCCACCCUGUCUCCUUUGAUAAAGCAUGUGAGUUUGCGGGGAUCCAGGCUCAGAUCCAGUUCGGACCCCACGUGGAGCACAAGCACAAGCCUGGAUUCCUGGACCUGAAGGAGUUCCUACCUAAAGAGUAUAUCAAGCAGAGAGGGGCCGAGAAGAAAAUAUUCCAAGAACAUAAAAACUGUGGAGAGAUGUCUGAGAUAGAAGGAAAAGUAAAGUAUGUGAAGCUUGCUAGGUCCCUCCAGACAUAUGGAGUGUCCUUCUUUCUCGUGAAGGAAAAGAUGAAGGGUAAAAAUAAGCUGGUCCCGCGGCUGCUGGGGAUAACCAAAGAGUCAGUGAUGCGGGUGGAUGAGAAGACGAAGGACGUGGUGCAGGAAUGGCCACUGACAACAGUCAAGAGAUGGGCAGCCUCCCCUAAGAGUUUCACCUUGGAUUUUGGAGAGUACCAGGAAAGCUACUACUCUGUCCAGACUACAGAGGGAGAGCAGAUAUCCCAACUCAUUGCUGGGUAUAUUGACAUCAUUCUUAAAAAGAAGCAGAGUAAGGAUCGUUUUGGCCUUGAGGGGGAUGAGGAAUCCACCAUGCUAGAGGAAUCAGUUUCCCCUAAGAAGUCCACAAUUUUGCAGCAGCAGUUCAAUCGAGUAGGCCGUGUGGAGCACGGCUCAGUAGCCCUUCCAGGUAUAAUUCGGUCUGGGUCUAUUGGCGGGCCUGACACUUUCAAUAUGGGUACUAUGCCCUCUGCUCAGCAGCAAAUCACCACAGGGCAAAUGCACAGAGGACACAUGCCUCCACUGAGUCUAGCCCAGCAGGCCCUGAUGGGGACCAUCAACAGCAGUAUGCAGGCUGUGCAGCAGGCCCAGGCUGACCUGGGACAUGUCGAUAAUCUGCCUCCACUGGGUCAUGACUUGGCAUCCAGGGUUUGGGUUCAGAACAAAGUGGAUGAAUCCAAACAUGAAAUCCACUCUCAGGUUGAUGCCAUCACCGCUGGAACAGCAUCUGUGGUCAAUCUCACUGCAGGUGAGCCGACAGAAACUGACUACACAGCAGUGGGCUGCGCCAUCACCACCAUCUCCUCCAACCUGACGGAAAUGUCUAAGGGUGUUAAGUUGCUUGCGGCAUUAAUGGACGAUGAGGUGGGCAGUGGACACAAGCUCAUGGGUGCUGCCAGGAUGCUGGCAGGAGCUGUGUCAGAUCUGCUCAGAUCUGUUGAGCCUGCAGCCGCAGAGCCCAGGCAGACGGUGCUGACGGCAGCAGGAAGCAUUGGACAAGCCAGCGGGGACCUGCUCCGUCACAUGGGGGAGGGCGAGACUGAUGAGAAGUUCCAGGACACCCUGAUGAAUCUGGCAAAAGCAGUGGCCAAUGCAGCUGCUAUGUUAGUCCUGAAGGCCAAGAACGUGGCCCAGGUGGCCGAAGACACCAUAUUGCAGAACCGGGUGAUUGCAGCUGCCACUCAGUGUGCCCUGUCCACCUCACAGCUGGUCGCCUGCACUAAGGUGGUGAGCCCAACCAUCAGCUCCCCAGUGUGUCAGGAGCAGCUUGUCGAGGCCGGGAAGUUGGUGGACCGUUCCGUGGAAACCUGCGUCAAAGCUUGCCGCUCGGCCAGCGACGACGGUGAGCUGCUGAAGCAAGUUGGGGCAGCAGCUGGUGUGGUGAGCCAGGCUCUCAGCGACCUCCUGCAGCACGUCCGCCACUAUGCCAGCUGCGGCGAGCCUAUUGGACGUUAUGACCAGGCCACGGAUACGAUUAUGAACGUGACCGAAAACAUUUUCACUUCCAUGGGUGAUGCUGGUGAGAUGGUCCGUCAGGCCAGAGUUUUAGCCCAAGCUACCUCUGACUUGGUCAAUGCCAUGAGAUCAGAUGCAGAGGCAGAAGUUGAUGUUGACAACUCCAAAAAAUUGCUUGCUGCAGCCAAGCUCUUGGCUGAUGCCACCGCUCGGAUGGUGGAGGCUGCUAAGGGGGCAGCCGCCUACCCGGACAAUGAAGACCAGCAACAGAGACUCAGAGAGGCAGCUGAAGGGCUACGUGUCGCCACUAACGCGGCAGCUCAGAAUGCAAUAAAGAAAAAAAUAGUCAACAGGCUGGAGAUCGCUGCUAAGCAGGCAGCGGCUGCUGCUACACAGACCAUCGCAGCUGCCCAAAACGCAGCUGCUUCCAACAAAAAUACUGCCUCACACCAACAGUUAGUUCACAGCUGCAAGAUGGUAGCAGACAGUAUUCCCCAGUUGGUGCAGGGAAUGAGGAGCAGCCAAGCCCAGCCUGAGGAACUGGGCCCCCAGCUCGCCCUCAUCAUGGCCAGCCAGAGCUUCUUACAGCCUGGGAGUAAGAUGGUGGCGUCUGCAAAGUCAGCAGUUCCAACAGUGGCCGACCAAGCUGCUGCUAUGCAACUGGGCCAGUGUGCCAAGAAUUUAGCUACCUGCCUGGCGGAGCUCAGGACUGCCACACAGAAGGCACAUGAAGCUUGUGGCCCUCUGGAGAUUGACUUAGCCCUCAAAACUGUACAGACACUCAAGAGUGAACUUCAGGAUGCCAAGAUGUCUGUCAUCGAUGGCCAACUCAAACCACUUCCUGGGGAAACGCUGGAAAAAUGCGCUCAGGAUUUGGGAAGUACGUCUAAGACUGUGGGUUCUUCCAUGGCCCAGUUGCUGACAUGCGCUGCACAAGGCAAUGAACAUUACACAGGUGUUGCUGCUAGGGAAACAGCACAGGCUCUGAGGACAUUAGCUCAAGCCGCUCGAGGUGUGGCAGCCAGCACCAAGGAGCCUCAGGCUGCAGCUGCCAUGCUGGACUCAGCCCAGUGUGUGAUGGAGGGCUCAGCCAUGCUCAUCCAUGAAGCACAUCAGGCCCUGGUUCAUCCUGGUGAUGCUGAGAGUCAGCAGAGACUGGCACAGGUGGCCAAAGCAGUUUCGCACUCCCUUAAUAAUUGUGUGAAUUGCCUGCCAGGCCAGAAGGAUGUUGACAUGGCCCUCAGGAGCAUAGGCGAGGCCAGCAAGAAGCUACUAGUGGACUUUCUCCCUCCCUGCAGUAAGACAUUCCAAGAGGCCCAGUCUGAUCUGAACCACACAGCAGCUGAACUCAACCACUCAGCAGGCGAGGUCGUCCACUCCUCUCGUGGAAGAAGCAGCCAGCUGGCUGUAGCCUCAGGGAAGUUUAGCCAAGACUUUGAUGAGUUCCUGGAUGCUGGCAUUGAGAUGGCAGGACACACCCAGAGUAAGGACGACCAGAUCCAAGUCAUCGGUAAUCUGAAGAACAUCUCCAUGGCAUCCAGUAAGCUGCUACUGGCUGCCAAGUCUCUGUCUGUGGAUCCAGGUGCAGCCAAUGCUAAGAAUCUCCUAGCUGUGGCAGCAAGGGCGGUGACAGAGAGUAUUAACCAGCUGAUAACGCUCUGUACGCAGCAAGCAGCAGGACAAAAGGAGUGUGACAACGCCUUGAGGGAGUUGGAGGCUGUCAGAGGUCUGCUGGAUAACCCCAGUGAGCCCGUCAACGAGCUCUCCUACUUUGAUUGCAUCGAGAGCGUCAUGGAGAACUCAAAAGUCCUAGGGGAGUCAAUGGCAGGCAUUUCUCAGCACUGUAAGACAGGUGAUGUGGUGGCCUUCGGGGAGAGCGUGGGCUUGGCGUCCAAAGCUCUGUGUGGGCUGACAGAGGCUGCAGGACAGGCCUCUUAUCUUGUAGGUGUUUCUGAUCCCAGUAGUCAGUCAGGCCACGAGGGGCUGGUGGAUCCCAUUCAGUUUGCACGAGCCCACCAAGCUAUACAGAUGGCUUGUCAGAACUUAGUGGAUCCUGCCAGCAGUCCCUCACAGGUCUUGUCUGCAGCAACAAUUGUAGCCAAGCACACCUCGGCUCUCUGUAACGCCUGUCGCCUGGCCUCUUCUAAAACUUCCAACCCAGUGGCUAGGAGACAGUUUGUCCAGUCAGCCAAAGAGGUGGCCAACACCACAGCCAACCUCGUCAAAACCAUCAAGGUCAACUCCCCAACUGAUCAAAACGCCUUGGAUGGGGAUUUUUCCGAAGAGAACAGAAACAGGUGCCGCGUUGCUACAGCCCCGCUCCUCGAGGCUGUGGAAAACCUGACGACCUUUGCCAACAACCCUGAUUUUGCAAGCAUUCCAGCUCAGAUCAGCAAUGAGGGCUCAGCAGCACAGGAGCCCAUUGUGCGUUCAGCCCGCUCCAUGCUCGAUAGCUCCACUUACCUUCUAGAAACAGCCCGCUCACUGGUCCUUAACCCCAAAGAUCCCCCCACCUGGUCCAUACUAGCCGGCCACUCCAGGACAGUUUCGGACUCCAUCAAGAGUCUCAUCACCUCUAUUAGGGACAAGGCACCGGGACAGAGGGAGUGUGAUUACUCCAUUGAUAACAUCAAUAAGUGUAUCCGGGACAUUGAGCAAGCUUCACUAGCAGCGGUUGGCCAGACCCUACCCUGCAGAGAUGAUAUCUCCAUGGAAGCACUCCAGGAGCAGCUGACAUCCUCUGUACAGGAGAUUGGUCAUCUCAUUGAUCCAGUCUCUACAGCUGCCCGAGGCGAAGCUGCCCAACUAGGACACAAGGUAACCCAGCUGGCCAGUUACUUUGAGCCACUCAUUAUGGCAUCGGUGGGCCUGGCCUCUAAGCUGCAUGACCACCAGCAGCAGAUGACCAUCCUGGACCAGACCAAGACGCUUGCUGAGUCCGCCCUGCAGAUGCUCUAUGCUGCCAAGGAAGGCGGGGGAAACCCAAAGGCAUCCCACACACACGAUGCCAUCAAUGAAGCAGCCCAGCUGAUGAAGGAGGCUGUUGACGACAUCAUGGUGACUCUGAAUGAGGCAGCGAGCGAGGGCGGCAUGGUUGGGGGUAUGGUAGAGUCCAUCGCUGAGGCUAUGGGCAGGCUGGCUGAAGGAACACCCCCUGAACCCGAGGGUUCCUUUGUAGACUACCAAACCACCAUGGUGAAAUUUUCUAAGGCCAUUGCCAUCACAGCACAGGAGAUGAUGACUAAGUCGGUAACCUGCCCCGAAGAGCUCGGUGGCCUUGCCUCUCAGGUGACAGUGGACUACGGACAGCUGGCACACCAAGGAUACCUUGCUGCAGCCACUGCAGAGCCAGAGGAGGUUGGUUUCCAGAUAAAGACGCGGGUGCAAGAAUUGGGCCAUGGCUGUAUUUACCUGGUCCAGAAGGCUGGAGCCCUGCAGCUCAGCCCUACUGACAGCUUCUCCAAACGGGAGCUCAUCGAGUGCGCCCGUGCAGUCACAGAGAAGGUGUCCUUGGUACUUUCAGCGCUACAAGCAGGAAACAAAGGCACUCAGGCCUGUAUCACUGCAGCAGGCGCAGUUUCUGGAAUUAUUGCUGACCUGGACACCACCAUCAUGUUCGCCUCAGCUGGAACACUUAACCCUGAGAAUGAAGAGUCCUUUGCAGACCACAGGGAAAGCAUCUUGAAGACAGCCAAGGCACUAGUGGAAGACACCAAGCUGCUGGUUGCUGGGGCAGCGUCAACCCAGGAGAAACUGGCCCAGGCUGCCCAGUCUUCAGCCAAGACCAUCACUCAGCUCACAGAGGUGGUCAAACUGGGAGCAACCAGUAUGGGCUCUGAGGACCCAGAGACACAGGUGGUUCUGAUAAACGCAGUGCGGGAUGUGGCCAAGGCUCUGGCCGAACUCAUUGGUGCCACCAAAUGUGCUGCAGGCAAACCAGCUGACGACCCCUCCAUGUAUCAGCUGAAGAGUGCUGCCAAGGUCAUGGUCACCAACGUGACGUCGCUCCUCAAAACAGUGAAGGCAGUAGAGGAUGAAGCCACCCGUGGGACGAGGGCACUGGAAGCCGCCAUUGAGUGCAUCAAGCAGGAGCUGACGCUCUUUUCCUCCCGAUUCCCUCUUACCUCCUGCAGGUUUCCCACAGCACUUAUCAGGGUCUGGGUAGCAGAUGUGUUCCAGUCCAAGGACGUCCCAGAAAAGUCCACUUCACCUGAGGAGUUCACCCGCAUGACAAAGGGCAUCACCAUAGCAACAGCCAAGGCAGUGGCCGCAGGCAACUCUGCUCAGCAGGAGGAUGUGAUCGCCACUGCCAACCUGAGCCGCAAAGCCAUCUCCGAUAUGCUGACUACCUGCAAGCAAGCAGCAUAUCACCCUGAAGUCAGUGAGGAACUGAGGAGUAAAGCCCUGCAAUAUGGCUCUGAGUGCACCGCCGGAUAUAUCAACCUUCUGGAGCAAGUCUUGCAGGUGCUGCAGAAGCCCACACCAGAGCAGAAGCAGCAGCUGGCUGUGCACUCGAAGCAUGUGGCAGCGUGUGUGACGGAGCUCGUCCAGAUCGCCGAGGCCAUGAAAGGAUCAGAGUGUGUGGACCCUGAGGACCCCACUGUCAUAGCUGAGACUGAGCUGCUCGGAGCAGCAGCAUCCAUUGAAGCUGCAGCCAAGAAACUAGAGCAGCUGAAACCCAGGGCCAAGCCCAAGCAGGCAGAUGAGACGCUGGAUUUUGAGGAGCAGAUCUUAGAAGCAGCAAAGUCCAUUGCUGCAGCAACUAGCGCUCUUGUUAAAUCUGCAUCUGCAGCUCAGAGAGAACUGGUGGCACAGGGCAAGGUGGGAUCCAAUCAAGCCAAUGCAGUCGACGAUGGCCAGUGGUCACAGGGUCUCAUAUCAGCUGCACGUAUGGUAGCAGCAGCCACCAGUAAUCUGUGUGAGGCAGCUAAUGCUUCAGUGCAGGGCCAUGCCAGUGAGGAGAAGCUCAUCUCUUCAGCCAAGCAGGUUGCAGCCUCGACAGCUCAGCUGCUGGUGGCCUGCAAGGUGAAGGCAGACCAGGAUUCAGAAGCCAUGAGGAGACUACAGGUGGCUGGUAAUGCUGUGAAGCGAGCAUCAGACAAUCUAGUCAAGGCGGCGCAGAAAGCAGCAUUUGACAAGACGGAGGAUGACAGCGUUGUGGUGAAGACCAAGUUUGUUGGAGGCAUAGCUCAGAUCAUUGCGGCUCAGGAGGAGAUGCUGAGGAAGGAGCGAGAGCUGGAGGAAGCUCGGAAGAAGCUGGCUCAGAUCAGACAGCAGCAGUACAAGUUCCUGCCCAGCGAACUGAGGGAGGACGAAGGCUGACGGAUGCAGCGGAUGGGGACGUGCGCUGCGCUGACGAGACCUUCUUGUCACGGGGAGAUGCCAGUCAAGUGGCUGUUUCAACUCUCAUAAAACCAAGGACAAUAUAGCACUUGAAGCAGGCCUGUUUGGUGAUAAAACAAGUGCCUGUGCUCGGUGUAUUUCUGUGUGUAUGUGGCUGUGUGUGUGCGUGUAUGUAUUUGUCAGUGAAUGGCAUUGACAUUCAGACUUUAAUAUGAAGAAAGCUGUUCCUAUAAGCAAGUUGACAAAGUUUAAGUCGUACGAUAAACGUAUCAUUAAUUUGUGGGUGUUACUGCAUCAUGAGCAUUACUGACUGUUACAAUCAUGAAUCAAAGAAAUCUUGUAUAAUCACUGAAUGUUCUCAAAUGUGUUUGAGGUUUAAAACAAAUAGAAAGGAACUGGUGAUGUCGAUGUAACCGGCAAAUUCAAUCUAAGGGUCCACAGUUUGUAUUCCAGGUAUACAAAGUAUUAAUAGAAAGGCAGGAAGAUUUCUCACGUCUCAUUUCACCACUGGCUUGCAUGCACCAUAAUGUCUAAACAUAUCAGCGAAGCUACUAACCAAUAGAGUAGUAUAGAGUGAAAAGGCACUUGUAUUUUACUAAAAAAAAAAUGUGAACACGGGGUUUGCUGUUAAACUAGCAAAUCUUGAAAAGAGAAAAAUCGAUGAUUAUGAUUAAACUAUGUUGUUCUGCUUGAUGCCAAACGAUGAGGGUCUCUAAAUGAUAAUAUAACAUGACCACUGGCCGUCACUAGCUAUAAAGAUGUUAAUUCUUGACCACUUUCUUAUAUAGGUAUAAUCUGUGGUAUUCAGAGUAUCUGGAUGAUAUGUGACCAAAUAUGUCUUGCUGCUUGUACAUUAUGUCAUUUGAUGUAACCCACCCCCCCCCGCUCACAGUUCUUCCCACACACGCUUGUGUAAGGAAUACUUGUUUACAUUUUUUGUCAUGUUUGUUCUCGCUCGUCUUUGUGUUUUUAAUUCCUUCUCCAUUUACACUGGCCAGAUUCUCUUUGGGUGUCGCCAGUGCUUUUAUUCUACAUACACGCAGUCACUGCCCCUGUCCUGCUAAAGUCAUUUCACUUCAGAUGGUCUGUCUAUAGCAAUACUUUACACUGAAUAUUUGAGAAAGAUAAUAAGAGUCUGCGCUGUUAUUGUUUGGAAGAGUGUGCAAUCAUAUUGAACUCUAGGCUCUUGAAUGAAAUGAGCACACACUGUGCUAUAAAGUGGCUCAUAACUUUAUGCACUGAAUUUAAAGUUCCCAUUAUACUGAGUGGAGGACAUUUGCUCAACAAACUAGAAGGAAAUGGCAUCACACUCUGAGAAAACUGAUUUUCUUUUCCUUUAUUAAUAUAUAAUGUAUUUCAAAUUUUCAGCAUUCAGCUCCACCAUCUGUCCGCGUCAGUGUCUGGUCUGCAUUUUUAUUUUUUUUAUUUUUUAUUUUUUGUACUAGUGCCUUACUUGAGUCUGCCCUACGAGCAGCUGAAAACCAGGCUGGGUGGGAGCCUGAGCCUUGUCCUCUCUGGAUCAAAGCAUUAUGCCAGUCUAUUCCCUAUUGGGGUCUUAAUUUAAAAAAAAAGCCCUUUGCCAUACAGUACAAUGCCUUGGCUGGUGGCCUACCUGCUGACAGUGUUCUAAUGCUGAUAUAAAGGGCAUCUGUGGAUACAUUAGGAUUUAAAGACUAACGCUAGACUGCAUUCAAUGAGCAUGUGGCAAUUUGUGUAUGAAGUUGAGAAAUUGUUUAAAUUCAUUAUGCCAAGUCCCUCUUAAAUGUUUCAUUGUCUAACCACUAUAAGAAUUAAGUUUCUAUCAGUAAAUGUAAGAAUUACCCUGAAAUAUAUUGUCUGACCGAUUUGUCAAAGUAUUAAUGGAAAAUAGAAAAAGUUAUUAGCUCUGUUUAUGAAUACGUGUUGUGCUUUCUUUAACAGAAUCUGUUCGUUUUCUGAUUUGAUGCUGUAUGUAUGAUAUUUAUCUGGUCACAAAAGUAUUUUUUGUAUUCACCACAAAUAAAGCUUUCAGAC